This is a messenger RNA of Carica papaya (papaya), 1276 nucleotides long. RefSeq names its product ARM repeat superfamily protein. Gene Ontology annotation, biological process: microtubule cytoskeleton organization. The record is from RefSeq and is a predicted model, not a curated record. Gene Ontology annotation, cellular component: cytoplasmic microtubule. Lineage: Eukaryota; Viridiplantae; Streptophyta; Magnoliopsida; Brassicales; Caricaceae. Gene Ontology annotation, molecular function: microtubule binding.
GCUUUGAUCUUCAACCCUUUUAAAUUAAACUUUCUAUCGACUUUUUUCAAUCCAACUUCUUGAAUCUGCAUUCUUCUUGAAUCUGCUAUCAAUCUUCCUCCUGAGAAAAUGGCAUUGAGACCCAUCGACAAUGCUCUCCCAACAACACUCGAGAGGCCCAAAAAGCAACCUAAAGUAUCAAAUGCGAUCCAGAAACAACCGGAGACCGGCGUGAAUAACGAGAAUCAGGCUCCCUUACCGACAUCUAUAGAUGCCACCAUUGAUUAUAUCUCUUCAGAGAAUCUGAAACCGAUUUCAGACCCUGAGUUUAAGAUCCAGAGUUUAGUUGAAGGUUUAGAUUCAAAGGACUGGAUGAAGGUUUGUGAGUCACUGAAUGAUGUUAGGCGGUUCGCGCUGUAUCAUUCCUCACUCUUGCUCCCGAUCUUAGAGAAAGUCAUGUCUGUGGUUCUAAAGGCAAUGAAGAACCCUAGAAGUGCAUUGUGCAAGACCUCCAUCAUGACAUCGUCAGACAUUUUCAAUGCAUUCGGCGAAACUUUACUGGAAUUGCCCAAUUCCAAUGCAUUUGAGAGUUUGCUGCUGCAGCUACUGCUGAAAGCAUCUCAGGACAAACGGUUUGUCUGCGAAGAAGCAGACAGGGCUUUGAAUUCAAUGGUGAAAUCCAUGGCUCCACUCCUUCUUCUCCAUAAACUCCACACAUAUGUUAGCCACGGCAAUCUCAGAAUCAGGGCCAAGGCUGCCAUCUCGAUCUCCCUUUGUAUCUCUAGAAUGGGGCCCGAAGAAAUGCUGGAAUUUGGAUUUGUUUCUCUGGUCCAAAUCACCGUGAAUUUGUUGAAUGAUAGACUGCCAGAGGCUACAGAAGCUGCAAGAAGCAUUGCAACCACCAUAUACCACAGCUUUACAGAGAAGGAAGAACAGAAACAUGAUGUAUGGCAGAAUUUCUGCCAGGCUAAUCUACCAGCCAUUCAUGCUCAGUCCAUGGUCAAAAUUGUUUCCUCCCAGUUGAAUUUGGAGCGGCAGUGAUUAAUGGUGAUAGAUAACAGCUGAAGAUGAAAAAGGGGUCAGUUAUAUUAGGAGGUCAAACAUGUUUAGUAACUCUGUGUUGCAUGUAAUUGCCCUUUACAUGAAAGAUAAGGUGAUGUGUUAAAUUUUAAUCAAACUUUCUACAGGAUUGAUCUUAAUUCUCAGUUUGCCAAAUUUGAUGACACUGAAUUGUUGUGUGAGGCAUUGCUAUCAUAAAGCUCAUGAUUAGAACAUUGAUUUUAGGCAAGUACUAUUU